AACGUCUGAAGAAGAAAGAAAAACAACGACGCGUCGUUUUUGUGAUACUCACUUUGACUAUUGAAGUUUCCACGUGCCACCGCACACGAGCGAGAAAAUCUGGCGGUGGCGGAGACUCAUUACCACCGUCCGCAUUGCCUCUUACCUUGUGUUUGGCUGCCCUGAAUAACAGUAACUCUUAACUGCAUUCUGCUUUCUAUCUUCUGUUUGGCUGAAAAUUUUCUCGGAAACCAAACACCAUAGUGUUAUAGAAGGCCUUCUUUCUCUUUGGGUGGUUCAUGUAAAUAGCAUACUGUUUGAUAAAUGGAAGCUCCCGAAGACCGCGUCUCAAACCAUUCUCCGAAACUAGCAGGAACUGUCAACUGGGGCACGGCGACUGUCAUCGGGGUGUUUGCAGGCUUGUUUUACGGUGGUAGCAAGGAAGCAGCUGCUUCAGUUAGCAAAGAUGCAGAAGUAAUGUUGAAGCUGGGGAGCACGCCAGACAAGCGUGAACAAUAUCGUCUCAUGAGAGAUGCAAUGGAGAAGAGGUUCAUUCGUGUCACUCGGGGCUCGAUAGUUGGUGGAGUGCGUCUUGGAUUGUUUACUGCAACUUUUUGUGGUAUGCAGAAUCUGCUUGCCGAGAAAAGGGGCGUGCAUGAUGUUUUCAAUGUUGUUGGAGCCGGUUCAGCCACUGCUGCUACGUUUGCUCUAAUAAUGCCAGGAUCGUUGGCUUGGCGAGCAAGAAACGUGAUGUUGGGUACUGCCCUAGGGGCGGCGUUUGGUUUUCCACUUGGGUGGGCCCAUUUGAAGCUGGUAGGGAAGGCAAAUGAAGGGAAUCUGGCUGCACAUCCUGAUUCAGAUCAAAGAGAAGCAAGGAGUGGUGUUGGUGCUGCAAUUGACAGGCUGGAAGAAAACUUGAAUAAGUAGAACAGAAGAUUCAGCGAGGCAAGACUUCCCCGCUGCCCAGCACUAAAAGAGAAGGAUGGAACUCGAGAAAAAGUAGUAAGAUGAGCUAAGAACUUUGCACUAUUUGUUGUUGCGUUUAUUGAGGAAUAACGACACUUGGUGAAUAUUUUGAAGGUGUUUUCAUUAAAAAGUGUUAUGAUAAUUGCAAACACAA
Malus domestica (apple) is the source of this 1099-nucleotide messenger RNA. RefSeq lists its product as uncharacterized. The record is from RefSeq and is a predicted model, not a curated record. NCBI's taxonomy places the organism in Eukaryota, Viridiplantae, Streptophyta, Magnoliopsida, Rosales, Rosaceae. Gene Ontology annotation, cellular component: mitochondrion.